Spirometra erinaceieuropaei is the source of this 276-nucleotide messenger RNA. NCBI's taxonomy places the organism in Eukaryota, Metazoa, Platyhelminthes, Cestoda, Diphyllobothriidea, Diphyllobothriidae. The record is from the annotation of a GenBank genome assembly.
AUGGCUCAACGGCUAGCCGGCCUUCCAGUCGCCACCGCCGCCGCUGAUGAGAACGUCUCCGUGAAGUACCGAUGGUGUCAACUGCGGGACAAGGUCCGAUCGACGGCUCUGGCUGUCCUCGGUCGCGCACGUCGCCAACACCAGGUCUGGCCUGAUGAUAGCAACGCCGCCACCCACAACACAAUCGCCGAGCAGAACCGACUGCACAGAGCCUACGCCAACGGCCCCACUACCGACAACAAAGCAGCAUUCUACCGAGGUCGCGGCCUUGUUUAA